Molecule: messenger RNA, 469 nt
Organism: Candoia aspera
Lineage: Eukaryota; Metazoa; Chordata; Lepidosauria; Squamata; Candoiidae
Gene: NDUFC1
Product: NADH:ubiquinone oxidoreductase subunit C1
Exons: 4
Coding region: 66-296 (76 amino acids)
Cellular component (GO): mitochondrion
Source: RefSeq, a predicted model, not a curated record
CGCCCCUCCCGCUCUUGGAUUGGUGCAUUUGUCUCAUCGCUUAGCUCGAGGAGAGAAAAAGUAACAUGGCGGCAACCUUGCGGGCCGCGAAGCGGUUUUUGCAGAUUUCCAGCAAGGUGACGCCAACAUUGUCUCGUUCAGCAUUCCAAGCAGGAAGGAAUGAUUCAAAUAAUCCUAACUGGAUAAAAGUUGGCCUGACUCUUUCUUCAACGGUCCUAUUAUGGGUUAUGCUCAUCAGGCAUCAUAAUUAUGAAUUGGCAGAAUAUGAAAGGAGAAAAACAGAGCAAGGUUCUUAAAACCAAUCUGGUAUGGUGAGUAGAAGCUAUCAUCUUAUAGCUGAUGCAUAUUCUGCAGUGAAAUUAUCAAAGCUGGAUCUAUUCCUAAUCUUCAUGAAUAAUUUUAUAACUAUUCAUAACUAUAACUAAUUUUCGUGAAAUAAAACACUGACUAGUAUGGAAAGUAACUAAAA